AUGGCGGCGGAGGAGGCCAAGAAGGUGGACGUGGAGGCCACCAAGGACAUCGCCGAGGAGAAGGCCGUCGUGCCGCUGCCGUCCCCGCCCACGGCCGCCGCCAAGCUGGCCGACGACGACUCCAAGGCCAUCGUCGCUGUUGUCAAGGACGCUGCUGAGAAACCUGCAACUAUUGGAGGUUCAACUGAAAGAGAUGCUUAUCUCGCGAAGAUUGUAUCCGAGAAGAGACUGACUCUGAUCACCGCCUGGGAGGAGAGCGAGAAAGCGAGAGCCGAGAACAGGGCCGCCAAGAAGCUCGCCUUCAUCACGUCGUGGGAGAACGCGAAGAAAGCGGAGAUGGAGGCGGAGCUGAAAAAGAUCGAGGAGCAACUGGAGAAGAAGAAGGCGGCGUACGAGGAGAAGCUAAAGAACAAGCUGGCGAUGCUGCACAAGGCGGCGGAGGAGAGGCGGGCGGAGACGGAGGCGAAGCGCGGCGAGGAGAUCAUCCUGGCGGAGGAGAUGGCCGCCAAGUACCGCGCCAAGGGCGAGGCCCCCACCAAGCUCUUCGGCCUCUUGAAAGCCUGA
This is a messenger RNA of Miscanthus lutarioriparius, 564 nucleotides long. NCBI's taxonomy places the organism in Eukaryota, Viridiplantae, Streptophyta, Magnoliopsida, Poales, Poaceae. The record is from the annotation of a GenBank genome assembly.